Nicotiana tabacum (common tobacco) is the source of this 1035-nucleotide messenger RNA. RefSeq lists its product as uncharacterized. Gene Ontology annotation, molecular function: zinc ion binding. Lineage: Eukaryota; Viridiplantae; Streptophyta; Magnoliopsida; Solanales; Solanaceae. The record is from RefSeq and is a predicted model, not a curated record.
AUGACAAGCAACAACGAAGAUGAAGAAAACAGUGAAUUUAUACCGAUAACAUCAGAUACAAUUAAAGAAAUUGCUGAAACUUCUACUGCUUCUAAGAAAUCAAGAAAAAAGAGUGAGGAGAAAACUGGAAGAAUCUCCACCAUGGUGAUAAAAUAUCAUAACAACCAUGAAUGCUCGGUUGAUGCAAGAAAAUCAUAUCAGAAGCAUGCUACAUCAACAUUUAUAAGUGAACAAAUUUUAGAACAUGUUCGAGAUAAAAAGAUUGAGGUUACACCAGCCUUUGUAGAAAGUGAAAUGAAAAAGAAAUUUGGAUUUGACAUUGGAUAUCACAAGGCAUGGCGCGCUAUUCAAAAAGAUAUUGCUUCCAUAAGGAGAACACCGGAAGAGAACUACCAGAUUCUUCCUUCAUACCUAUACAUGAUGGUGCAUAGAAACCCAGAGACAUUUGCUUACAUGUUCUUUGCUCCUGCGGCAUCAAUAGUUGGUUGGUGCUACUGUAGACCCGUGAUUGCAGUAGAUGCAAUAUUUUUAAAGUCAAAAUAUCGUGGCGUUCUAUUUGUUGUUGUAUCAAAGGAUGCAAACAAUCAAAUCUUUCCUCUAUCUUUCGGUGUAGUAGAUUCAGAAAACAACGAUGCAUACAUCUGGUUCUUCGGGGAAAUGAGAAAAGCAAUUCAAGUCCGUCGUGAACUGGUUUUCUUAUCAGAUAGAAACCAAUCGAUCGCAAAUGGGAUUAGAAAAGUUUAUCCUGAAGCUCACCAUGGUAUCCGCCUCUAUCACUUUGAGAAACAUUUAAAGCAAAGACGUGCAAAAGCCACAGUAAUAAAUCUUUUUCAAAGCGCUGCAAGGUCAUACAAACGUGAAGAUUUUAAUCAGUUAAUGUCCCAAAUCAAAAGUGUUGACAAGAAAACAUACAAUUACAUAAUAGAAGAGCUACCAGAGAGAUGGGCUCGAUCGUGGUUCCUACGGCGACGUUAUGAUAUGCUAACAACAAACAUGGUAGAAUCAAUGAAUUCUGUGUUACUAAAAGUGAGAUAG